Messenger RNA from Rangifer tarandus platyrhynchus (Svalbard reindeer), 579 nucleotides. The record is from the annotation of a GenBank genome assembly. Lineage: Eukaryota; Metazoa; Chordata; Mammalia; Artiodactyla; Cervidae.
AUGGCUGCGGCGCCUCCCGCCCUCCCCUGCCCCGAGGCCCCGGGAGGCGGCGCGGGGGGCCGCCCGGGAGCCGCGCAACUCACGCUGGCGAGCUGGGGACUGGGCAUUGAAGUCUGGCGGCGGCGGGAGCGAGGAGGCGCCUCUCUCCUCAGUCACCUCGGCGGCGGCGGCGGCGGCGGUAGCGGUGGCGGCGACGACUCCCCCCCAGCCUCGGCGCGCGACACCCGGCCCGGCCCGGCGGCGGCGGCGGCGGCGCGUGUCCACGAGUCCGUCUUGCUGCUGCUGCUGCUGCUACGGCCGCCGCUGCGUCUCCGGCUGCUGCCGCUGUCCCCGCUGCCGCCGCUGCCCUGUGGCGUCGCCUCGCGCCGUGACCGGCCGCCGCUGCCGCUCCAGCCGCUACCGGACGGACGACGGUUACAGCCCGGGCCGAUCGCGCCGCCGCCACCACCACCGCUGCGCGCGCAGCCGGAACCAGCUCCCGCCGCCGCCCCUCAGGGGGCGCUGCGGGGCGCGGCGCGCGCGCGCGCGCCCGCCGGCCCGCCCUCCGCGCCUGCUGACUGGCUGGCCGACCGGCUCUAG